AUGGAUCGCACGAACUCGGCCUCUUCUGUUCCUUCACGCUCCGGUUCGUCAUCAGGCGCAUUCGCCUAUCAGACUCGCCUUCUUGAACGGACUUCAUCCACCAGGAAUGGUGCUUCUGUCUCGAGGAGCAACUCCCAGUCGGGUAUGAGCAUUUUGACAAAUCCUACGGGCUCAUCUGCAGCCCCCAAUACCCGGCGUUGGGUUCCAUCUCACCGCGUCGCCAACAGCUUGGACGCUGUCCGUGGCAGAUGGGAGGAGCGUUCUCGGGACGCUGCGAUGGAGGAUCAUACGGUCUCCUCGUCAUCCCCGACUAGAAGCGUGCCAAAUUCUCAGCUCUCGGCUGACAGUCAGCGACCUCCAUAUGUUCCUUCUACUCCUUCCCAUUCCAGUUCCUUACCCGACCAACAACGGACUCCGCCAUAUCUCAAACGGCACACGAUGCCAGCACCCAUCAUUGCGUCCCCUUUGUCGCCCAACACUACAGGAGUCUCCGUAGAAGCUGAACCUUUACCUUCUUCGGUCACCGGCGCACAUCGAAUUCACUUGCCUUCUUCACCUGCCAUUUCAUCUGCUUCUGAUAGGACCAGGCAUACAGAUCAUUACCUACCCUCUACCCUUUCUUCCGCAGAGUCUUCCCCUUCCCCAUCUCGUCACCGUGCAACCACGCUGGGUGGAUCUAGUUCGCCGAGCUGGUCGUUGUCCGAUCGCGAAGGAACAGCUUCACCGCCCUCCGUAGCUUCGUCUUCCAGCCAUGACCCCUUCAUUCCAACCCCACCAUCUACGCCUCUGAAGAAACGACCUACGUCUUAUUAUGGCGGCAUGUCAUCUCCAGACAAAGUCGCAGUCGGGCCAUCCAUCCUCGAUCGCACAAACUCAUACAAGCGUUCUCUAGAAGCUUCAACACCUACUAUCCCAUCUUCAGCCAUGUCGCCUACCCCAUAUCGCAGCUCCUAUAUGAAUAAUAAGAAGGCGGCAACGUACGGUGAGAGCUUGACUGCUGGAAGGAGACUUGGAAAACACUUGCCGCGUAUCGCCAGCGGAGAUGGGGAUGACCACUGGGAGGAGAAGAAUGACUUUCCAAAAGAGCGGGUAGAAGCGAAGGAGAUUAAUCUGCCAAGUGAAAGAAGUGAAAUCAGUCGAGACGACGCCCACAAAGAGGGAGAUGCGAAGGAGAUGGGUCUACCCGUCGUAGAUGAAGGCGAUGGAGUGGCAGGUAUACCGGGCAGACUGCGUCUAUCGCGAUAUAGAGCACCCAAUGCCCAGGCUCCUAUGCCCUCUUCACGACUAGCUAGAGGAUUAUGGGCAGACACCCAGAGGCAUUUGAUACAAGCCUAUGAGUACCUUUGUCACGUAGGAGAGGCUCAGCAGUGGAUCGAAGGCUGCUUGGGAGAGGAGUUGGGCUUUGGUGUCGUCGAGAUGGAGAGCGGUCUGCGAAAUGGGGUUGUUUUAGCCAAGCUAGUGAAAGUGUUCACUCAAGAUGCCAUUGUCAAGAGGAUCUACGAGGCGCAAAAGUUGUCCUUCCUUCAUUCAGAUAAUAUCAACUACUUUUUCGUUUUCGUUCGUCAAGUUGGUCUACCAGAAGGCUUCAUUUUUGAGCUUACGGACUUGUAUGAAAAGAAGAACCUUCCAAAAGUGAUAUACUGUAUCCACGCAUUGAGUCAUCUCCUUGCUCGACGUGGUUUGGCAGAACGUAUCGGCAAUCUUUUGGGACGGCUGCAAUUCUCUGACGACCAACUUCAGAAGACUCAGAAAGGCUUGAAAGAUGCAGGUGUCGCGAUGCCGAAUUUCGGCAACAUCGGCCGGGAGCUUGCUAAAGAGAUUAACGAAGAGCCGGAAGUUGAAGUAGAGACAGAAGAUGAACGGAGAGAUCGUUUAUUGCUCGAAAACGAAGCCUCAAUCAUUAAGCUUCAGUCCCAAUGUCGAGGAUUCAUUGCUCGCCAGGCUGAGGCUGCGCAGCGGGAUCGCAUGCGACUUGUUGAGCAUUACGUGGCGAAAAUACAGGCACGCUGCAGAGGACAACUUCUUCGCCGAGAACUUUCCGAACGACGCAGUGAACAGCGAGACCUCGAGCCCUGGGUUGUCGCACUUCAGGCAUCUCUGCGGGGCGCAUUGUUUCGUGAGGAAUGGCAUCAUCACCUUCAUGAUAUCAGGAAUUCUUCAUCCUGUGUAAUCAAGAUACAAGCCCAGCUACGCGCAGUACUUCAGCGACGUCGCAUGGCUGGGCUUUUAGCUGCCCUACGAACAAGUCGAUCUUCCUUUGUCAAACUACAGUCAAUGGCGCGCCUGCGUUUAGUCAAGAAAAGCAUCAACCAGGUUUCAAAAACCUUUGUUGAACCUUCUGUCGCGACAUCCGUGGUGGCAAUGCAGGCAUUCUCUCGCGGUGCCAUUGCUCGGCAGCGGGCUAUGCAGCAAGUCAAAACGCUAUAUAAUUAUGAAGGAGCGUUUGUUGCCCUCCAGUCUCAGUGUCGGGGUAUCCUCGUUCGGCGUCGGAUGCGCAAACAGAUGGCGAAGCUGGAGGACGUCACGCAGACGGUCAUACGUAUACAGGCUGCUUCGAGGACCUAUCUAGCGAGGAAGCGCCUUUUGUCACUUAUACGAGGACUACGAAAGGCAACUGCAUCAGUCAUCAGUUUCCAGACGAUUGCAAGAACCAAAAUUGUUCGACAACAACACAAAGCGAUGACUCGGGCCCUAAUGACUGUCAGUACCAUCAAAGCUGUGGGGAGUUUACAGGCUCUUGCUCGCGCCUCUCUAGCGCGAAGCAAACACCACGAAGUCACCAGAAAGUUGGAAUUUGUCGCCCCUGACAUGGUCCGCUUUCAGGCUGCUGCACGGGGCGUUCUAGCACGGGAUGACUACUUUGCUUGGCGAGAUCAUCUGCUUACUAGUCAGGAUAUUGCCACAUUCCUACAAGCCCUGUUACGAGGCGCUAUGGUACGGCGCAAGUUCCGUUCAAAAAUGGACUACUACCGCUCGAAUCUAAGCAAAGUCAUUCAAAUUCAGUCUCUCAUGCGUGCAAAGGAAACUCGGGAACAAUACCGACAGCUCACGAUGGGUCAGAACGUCACUGUUGGAACAAUCAAGAAUUUUGUACACUUGUUAGAUGACUCGGAGGCCGAUUUCCAGGAUGAGAUUACGGUGGAGAGAUUGAGGAAACGGGUAGUACAGCAAAUCCGGGAGAAUCAAGCAUUGGAAAGCGAUCUCAACGAUCUGGACACCAAGAUCGGUCUAGUUGUAGAGAACAUGAAGACGGUGAAGCAGCGACAUACUGACAAUGCUGCAGGUCACGCUGCCCGGACUUCAUUGCUCGCUGCCCAUGGUGAUCCAUUUUCAGGACCCAACACACUGGAUCACACUGCUCGACGGAAACUCGAGUUGUAUCAGCAGCUUUUCUAUCUCCUUCAGACGAGAGGAGAAUACUUAAGUCGCCUUUUCCAUCACAUCUCUCAAGGCAACGCUGCUGAAUCGAAUCGCCGAUUCGUUGAGAGGGUCGUAUUAACGCUAUUUGGUUAUGGUCAAGACAGCCGGGAAGACUAUCUACUACUCAAAGUUUUCCAACUCGCUAUUCGAGAUGAAUUUGUCUUGGCUACGUCACCGAGCGAUAUCAUACGCGGACAUCCGAUGUAUAUCAAUAUCGCCGUGCAUUACCUUAGGCAGAAACAAGCCGUUUAUGUACGAGAAGCCUUCCAAGGUGCUAUUCAGAAACUAGUCGAUCAUCCUGAUCUUGACCUGGAAGCCGAUCCUUGCACGAUAUAUGAGGAAAUACUCCGACGUGAAGAGAUGAGGUCCGAAGUUCCACUCAACAAGGCAAAACAAGUCAGCUUCCAUGAAGCCUUGAGGGACCCGGAUACUAGGGCCAUUUACAUCAGACAUAUACAAAUGUUGCAAUGGGCCACAACUGUGAUGGUGCAGGCGAUCAUGGAGUCGAUUAAAAAGAUGCCAUACAGCAUACGCUAUCUUGCUCGGGAAACUCUGAACAUGGCCCGCGAGACAUUUCCGGAUGCUCCCGAUGAAGUUUAUGCUGCAUGCAUUGGACGACUCGUAUUCUAUCGCUAUAUCAAUCCCGCUAUUGUGACCCCUGAAACGUUCAACAUAAUUUCGACAACUCUCGAUGUCCAGUCUCGUAGCAAUUUGUCCGAGGUUUCUCGUGUACUGACCCAGAUAACGAGUGGAUCAUCAUUCGGAGAGGAUAGUCCCAGUUAUGUCCCCAUCAAUGAUUAUGUUCGGAAAACCAUCGAUGAAAUGACAGCGUGGCUUCUUGAAGGUGGUUCAAUACGUGGCUUUCACUUGCCAAGUGUACCAGAUGCCGAGACUCAGUUUCAUGCUCACGAAUUCCUUGAUGCUACGGUGCAACCCAAGCCAAUUUAUAUCUCUCCAAAUGAAAUUUACACGAUGCACGGAUUGUUGUCACAGCAUCAAGACAGCCUGGGUCAGUCCUCCGAUGAUGCAUUAAAAACCAUCUUGAGAGAAUUAGAUGGUGUUCCUCAUUUCGGUAAUGAAGAACUGAAAGACGCUAGAGAUCAUGUCGUUACGCUCGAACUCACCAAUCGCUUUGCUGACGUCAAAGAUCCGCAUGCCGAGGAGAAGGCACUCUGGGUACAGGCUAAGCGCGGUGUCUUAGCAAUUCUUCGUGUGCAGCCGGCGCAAGACCUAGUGGAAUCCUUACUCCAGCCGGUAACGGAUGACGACGAGCUGGUAUGGGAGGGCAUCUUGGACGCUGAUAUGGUCAACGAAGAGGCUAGACAUCAUCCUGGACGCCAAGCCUCUCAAGCUGCCGCAGAUUCCGCGUACCGCCUGGAAGACAUUAAAUCAUUAACUUUCCGGGCUGUCAAAGCGCUGGCUAUCUCGUACCUAUUGAAGCUGGAGGAACGAGGAAAGAUAUCUCGUGCUGAUGGUUUCCAAGGAAUUCUCAAUGCCAUCGCUGGUGAUGUUCGCAGUAAACACCGGAAGCGUAUCCAGCGGCAACAGGAGAUGGAAAGUAUGAACGAAGCACUGAGACAAUUGGGCGAGAGGAAAAAGCAAUUUGAAGAGAGAAUUGACAGCUACCACCGCUAUGCUCAAUCAUCCAUGGCUACCAUGGUCACAAAACCGCGCAUCAAACGGUUCACUUUGCCUUUCACCAAACAGUAUUUCCAUCUUCGUGAUCUCCAAAAAUCGGGGCAGAACCCGAAGUUUGGUUCAUAUCUAUACACCGCCAAGGACCUUUACGAGAAGGGUAUCUUGUUAUCCAUUGAUCAAUACUCUCCUCGUCAAUUCGACAAAAUUCAGCUCACAAUGUCGUCUAAUUCUGCUGGUGUCUUCAAUCUACUCCUGGAAUCAACCCUGAUUGGUGGUAUCACUACCAAGAUGGGCUCGGAUGAAGUACAGAUGGAGGAUCUUCUUCAGGCGAAAUACGAGCAACGAUCAUCGUUGACCUUAUUUAAUGGGCAGGCUAAGGUGAACUUGGAUCGUUUUGUCAGUCAGAUUAAUAAGAAGUAA
Desarmillaria tabescens is the source of this 5478-nucleotide messenger RNA. Its product is annotated as ras GTPase-activating protein. The transcript is spliced from 16 exons. Gene Ontology annotation, biological process: mitotic actomyosin contractile ring assembly actin filament organization; regulation of GTPase activity. Bases 1 to 5478 code for a protein of 1825 amino acids. NCBI's taxonomy places the organism in Eukaryota, Fungi, Basidiomycota, Agaricomycetes, Agaricales, Physalacriaceae. The record is from RefSeq and is a predicted model, not a curated record. Gene Ontology annotation, molecular function: actin filament binding; GTPase activator activity; calmodulin binding. Gene Ontology annotation, cellular component: cell cortex; mitotic actomyosin contractile ring.